GAAUCCCUCCAGUUCUUCCCCCCCGGCGGUCUCGGGCCAAACGUGUACGCGAUGUGGCUUUUCCGAGUACACGUGAGUAAUCCGUCGUUGUUGGAAGCGUACGAGAAUAACCCGUCGUUGUUCGAAACGCAAACAUCGGUGAACCUCGAUGACUCGGAAUCAGUUCCGGAGAAUCAACCGGAAGCAAUUGCACCAACGGGAACCAAAAAAAGUGCACGCCGGAAGAGUCACAAAGCGAAAGGCGACAAAUCGAUAACCAGGGCGACACGGUCAAUCCAAAAGUGGAUUCUGGAAGAAGAAUCCUUGUUGGCGUCGGCUUGGGUUGACGUCUCCGAGCAUACUAUCGUUGGUUCGGAGCAAACAAAGGAUGCGAUGUGGGAUCGCAUCGAGGAGAAGUUCUUUGCGGCGAUGGACAAGGACGCCUCGUACCGUACACGAGACCAACUCACUUAUAAAUGGGGCCACAUCAAUCGUAAAGUCCGGAAGUUUAUCGGAGUUUACGAGGAAUGCUCUCGAUCCUGAAAGAGCGGGACGAACGAUGCCGAUGUUCUCCGACUUGCCAUGGCCCGGUAUCAAGACGACGGGCACCAAGGCAAGGUGCCUGUCGAUCUUUGGAGAAUUUUAACCCGUUCACCAAAGUGGCAACAACUCAACUCUCCCGAGACCGGAUCCUCAAAAAUAAGAUCCUCUGCCAAGGCCGAGAUUGAGGUCGAUGACACUAUCGGUUCGUCCAAACAAAGACCUCCCUUCAACGUAGAUGAUUCUGAUGACGAGGACCUCAUUCCACGACCGAUCGGAAGAAAGAAGGCAAAACCAUUGCCUCGGGUUCUAGAGAGUCUGGCUCUAUUUCCUCUCACGACGAUAUCGGUCGGGCAAUGGUUGAACAACUUCGG
Molecule: messenger RNA, 893 nt
Organism: Cuscuta campestris
Lineage: Eukaryota; Viridiplantae; Streptophyta; Magnoliopsida; Solanales; Convolvulaceae
Source: the annotation of a GenBank genome assembly